AUGGUGGCUGCAAAGAAGACGAAAAAGUCGCUGGAGUCCAUCAACUCAAGGCUCCAGCUGGUCAUGAAAAGCGGCAAAUACGUGCUGGGCUACAAACAGACCCUGAAAAUGAUCCGACAAGGCAAAGCCAAGUUGGUCAUCUUAGCCAACAACUGCCCAGCCUUGAGGAAAUCAGAGAUUGAAUAUUAUACUAUGUUGGCCAAAACUGGUGUACAUCACUAUAGUGGCAAUAACAUUGAAUUGGGUACAGCAUGUGGGAAGUACUACAGAGUAUGUACACUGGCUAUCAUUGAUCCAGGUGAUUCUGAUAUCAUUAGAAGCAUGCCAGAACAGACCAGUGAGAAGUAAACUGUACAAAAAUAUACUUUAAUAAAUGGGCCAAAACUUGUUUUAAAAA
Messenger RNA from Trichosurus vulpecula (common brushtail), 397 nucleotides. RefSeq names its product 60S ribosomal protein L30-like. The record is from RefSeq and is a predicted model, not a curated record. Bases 1 to 348 code for a protein of 115 amino acids. Gene Ontology annotation, cellular component: cytosolic large ribosomal subunit. Lineage: Eukaryota; Metazoa; Chordata; Mammalia; Diprotodontia; Phalangeridae. The transcript has a single exon. Gene Ontology annotation, molecular function: structural constituent of ribosome; RNA binding.